AUUUCUAAUUUAAUGAAAAUUACAGUUAAACCUCGUCAAUAAAUCACACGAACAAUUUCUAAUUAAAAACAAUUCAUUUUUACCGGCCGAAAAAAAAUCCCCGAAUGAGCAUAAAUUAAGAUCGACGGUUAACGAAACCACACGAGUGUAUCGUAAUGUUUUUGUUUCGCCAGCGCCAACUACCUGUUGAACGGAAAAGAUUUCAAAGUAGUUGUAGCUGGAGUGUGGAUGUGGUGUAGAUGUUUUCAAAUUAACUGUUUGAUAAACCGGGACGUUGAUUUAAGUGACUUUUGUGCCUUUUUAUCAGUGAUAACCGCUUUUUUCCAUACGGAUUUUACCCAUUACCUGGAUUUGGCCACGACCACUUGAUUGUCUUCUUGCAGGCUGGCCAGCACGUGCCCUAAGCACACACCAAUCGAUCGCUAAACGUUUGGGUAAACCGGAAAGGUCAACAUGUCCAAAGGAGGAUUCUAGGAACGCAACAUGUUCGACAACCUCAUAACGCGAAUCACGAGUCCUUCGUCGAGAAGGCGGUACACUUAUCAUUGUCCAGAAGUGCAUUCUGAUCCGGAAGAUAACGAACCGGUGACGCCCCGAAAGCCCAGAUUGCUGGAAAGGAGGAAAAAAGGCCGCCGACAGGAAAAUGGACUGCGGCAGGCGAGGAGUCUCGGCCGCCUGGACGGACUCAAAGAGGCCGAGCGCUUGGCAGACUACGGUCGUUUAUUGGGGGGUUCCCAGCCGUCUCUGGAUGGGCGUCGGCGCGAUCUCGAUCGCAUCCAAGACUUAUUUCCCCACGAUUACCUCGGUUUACACAUCGCUGAGCCGAAUUCAACGUACCACGUGAAAAAAUCCUUCCGGAAGAAAUCACUCGGUGAUCUCAACCUUAUCGAAAACCACAACAGGGACACAUGCAACCGGCUGUUUCUGGUGGAGGCGCCGUGCACUAUGGCACCGCUCCACAUGCCACACAACGCCAAACCCAGGCAUCUCUUCCUCUUCUCCGACCUGCUCCUCGUCGCCAAACCGCGCUCCAACACCAGCUUUAAACUCAAGGAGAGCGUCCGAGUGUCGGAGCUCUGGAUCGCCCCUUGUCCCGACUCCGAGACGGGCUUCCUCCUGGGUUGGCCGUCACCAGCUCGCACCUACUUGGUCACCUUCUGCACGCAAGCAGCGCGCGACUCCUGGUGGCGCGAACUCCAACAAGCCCUCGAAGUCCAGCUGCGACUCGAGCCCCCAACGACCAACAUCAAGGUGGUGUUCCGCGACCCUUUAAGCGGCACCGAAUGCUCCAAAACACUAGGAGUUGGCCCCGAGAUGAAUUCUGGAGACGUGGCCCGAUUGGCGCUAGAUGAGUCCAGAAUUGGGGACUGGGCUUACACUUUAUAUGCCCGGGACCGGGACAACGCCCCUUGUGCCCUCAUCGGCUGCGAGCGCCCCCACAGCAUACAGCUGGCAAGGAUGAGGCAGUCGUUGUGCGCCGAAGAGGGCUUUGAUUUAACACAUUGUAAUAAUAAUCGGAUACCGAGUGAUAUCGUCUUUGAGCUCAAACCGAACAUUAAGCCAUCCCCGAGAAAAACCCCUUUGAAGCUGUUCCGUAAAACCACCGGCCGUUUGUUCGGAGUGGCUUUAUCCCGCCUUUGCACCAAUAACGCUCUCCCGCCUGCCAUCACCGCCUGUCUCCGGGCCCUCUUCCAGAGGGGCCCCCACACCCAGGGUAUUUUCCGGCGGUGUGCCUCAGCUCGUGCCUUGCGUGAACUCCGGGAGAAAGUUGAUACUCAAGGAGCUGCGGUUUGUGACGAAAUUUCAAACACACCAGCGCUGCUCCUUGCCGCACUCCUUAAAGACUUCCUCCGGAGUCUCCCGGAGCCACUCCUUACCGGAAACGCUCAAGAAUGGCUAACCGCGGCCUCUAGCGGCAGAACUGAUCAUUUGAGAAGACUCCUCAGUUUGUUACCUCGCGAAAACCACCUGCUUUUAGCCAAUGUGGUCUGCGUCCUUUACAACAUUGCUAAACGGGCGAGGUUUAACCUCAUGUCAGCGGCUAAUUUAGGUGUGUGUGUUGGCCCGAGUUUGCUCUGGGAAUCCGUCCAAAACGCCCCCUUGAGGACGCUGCCCACCCUCGUUGAGAUGUUAAUCAACAACUGCCAAAUUUUAUUCGGUUCACAAGUCGUUUCAUUACUUGGCGAAGUGGCGAAUGACAGCGGGGCCGAGGAAUCCGACAGCUUGCACUCUCUGGGUCUGUCGUUAGACAGUGUCGAGUUGAGCAAAGACCAGAAAUCGCUAAGUCGCGAUUCUGGCUUGACCUUGUCGGAGGACGACCGCGACAGUCCAGGCCUUAACUACAACAACCCCUCGUUUCAUCGCUCUGAUUGGGCGAGACAGGCCGCCAGAGUGCGCUCAUUGGACAACACCUGGAUCGAGGAAGACGAGGCGUUUUGCGCCUCGAACGAGAGUUUGUGUGGGCCCCCGAUACCGCCCCGACGGCCACCGCCCCUCAGACACCUGCCGCCGGUGCAUCUGCCCCCUAUGUACCGGCCGCCGCCGCCCCCGCCCCCGAUCUACGCCACGGCGAAGCUGCUCCUCGUCACAGACGCCGAAAGCGAAAGCUACGUCUAAAGUCUGAUGUAAAUAAAUGCAAUGUCGUGGACAUUGAUUGUAUAAGAAUUUUUCCAGUUUUUUUGGGAAUUUGUACAUUUUGUGAAGCCAUAUUAUCGUAAGUUAAGAAUUUUGUAAUUGCCAUGGUAUAGCUUACGCAUUUUUUUUAUAAAUCUAGAGUUAGUUGAAUUUUUUCAAACUAUAAUACCGAGAAUGUAUAAUCUUGAAAUAA
Messenger RNA from Tribolium castaneum (red flour beetle), 2827 nucleotides. Its product is annotated as rho GTPase-activating protein 20. Lineage: Eukaryota; Metazoa; Arthropoda; Insecta; Coleoptera; Tenebrionidae. Bases 484 to 2616 code for a protein of 710 amino acids. Gene Ontology annotation, biological process: signal transduction. Gene Ontology annotation, molecular function: GTPase activator activity. The transcript has 8 exons. The record is from RefSeq and is a predicted model, not a curated record.